AUAAUGUCUAUAAAAACAAAUGAACAUAUCAAGAAUUAUUGACAUAUUAUUUCUUGUUAUGUAAAUAACAGGAAAUAAAUUCAGAAUUCAGAACUCUUGUCUCAUAUUCAUCUUUUGAACAGGUUCAACCACAGUCACUUUUACUUAUCUUUAUAAACAACAAUAACAGUAAACACAGUAAGUAAGUGUAGUGCUGAAAGUCGAUAAGAAUAAGUGGAAAAUAGAAAAUUGGCAAUAAAACAUGAACAGGGAUCAGAAAAUGGCCGCUAGGUGGCGACGAAGCCCGGGAAUAUAAGAUAAUGACAACACAAGCAACCGAGUGAAAACCACUUCCUUGAUGAAAAGGAAAUCACAUGCUGACACUUCCUGUGAAGACUUUCAAAAUAAAGCAUCGAAUGCACACAGUGUUAAUGUGGUGACGAUAUAUACGAUCUGUGGUGUUAACGACGAGAGACGGACCUGAAUCCAGCUUUGUCUCAAAUAACGGAUCCGUUUCGGUUGGUGAAGAGUCUCUGUGACCUCUGUCGAGUUGUUCGGGGAAAUAUGAACUGUCGGUACCGGCGGCGGUGACCCGGAUGUGAACUGUAAGUCAGCAGCUCAACAUCCCGACCGUUUGUUUUCAAGACUUUCUCCCACCUCUGAACACCACACACCGCAGAACUGGGACCGGACCGGCCGCUCUGAGUUGAUAAACCCGGCGCUGCCGUACGGCGGCACCAAGCGAACCACCAUGGCGGCGGUGAGAACUUUCUCCGGGCAGACGGAGCUGAUCAUGGAGGCGGCGGUGGAAGCGGUGGUCUCCGUCAUCCAGCAGAGACUCGAACAGCAGGGGACCAACGGCGAGGACAAUGAGAUUCAGCUGACCACCGUCCUCACUGUGAUGUCUAGAGAAGCUGUUCGUAAAAUCUGCAGCGUGUUCAGAGAACUGUACAUGAGUUUAGAGAAGCAAACCGAAGCUCUGAGGGACGAAGUGAAACGCCUGGAAUCUCAACUGAAGAACCAGAAAAAAACUGCAGGCGAGAAGAACCAGACUCAGACGCUUUAUAAGAUCAAACCUGCAGACGGACCCUCUCUGUCUCUGGACAUCAACCAAUCAGCUGCAAACCCUGCAGCUCUUGCCAUGGCCAUCCUUAACUCCACCAAACCCUCCCCCAGAACCCGCAGCAGUCCUCAGGUUCCUCUGGUCAUCAUCAGCCAGCCGCUCCCUGCACCAAUCACAGGGCAGACCAGUAGUGGCUCCCAGGUGGUGCAGGAAGCACCUGAUCAGCCUCCUGGUCUGGGUCUCGUUGAGACUGAAGUGGUCUCAGAGUCAAUCCAGAUCUCUGAUGGAUCUCCAGAUUUGAUCCAGUCCUCGUCACACUCGACACCACUCCCUGUGGUUAACAAUCAGCCAACCAGUGAGCUCACAGGUGUGUCAGUCAGUAACACCCCGCCCACACGUGAAGAAGAACCAGCUGUGGACGAAUCAGAGAGGAAGAUGGAAUCUGAAGGUCAAAGACGACCAGGUGUGACUGAGGAGGAGCAGAAGGAGGAGGAGCGGAGGAGGAGGAGGGAGCUGUACAAAGAGAAGCGCUUUUUCUGCGAGCUGUGUAACAAAGGUUUCCAUCAGCAGCACCAGCUGAGGAAACACGUGUCCUGUCACCUCAAACCGUUUCCCUGCAGCUCCUGUGACAAAGGUUUCUACAAAGCCCAGACUCUGCAGCAGCACCAGCUAAGCCACCGUCUGAGGGAGGCGCAGGAGAACGACCCCGACAAGCUGUUGUGCUGCGACCAGUGCAACAGGAAGUUCAGGCUGCUCCGCCAGCUCCGAGUCCACCAGGCGUCCCACCGCCUCGAGAAGACGCCGCUCCGGUGCCGUGCCUGCGACCGCACCUUCACCUCGGCCGGUGCGCUGCGCUACCACGAGGUGUCGCAUGCCAAAGUCAAGCCCUUCAUGUGCGACGUGUGUGGGAAGAGCUUCACCAGGAAGAAGAGCCUGCGCGAGCACCAGACGGUCCAUACCGGCGCCCGGCCGUACCCCUGCCAGACCUGUGGGAAGAGCUUCUCCACCACCAGCAACCUGCGCGUCCACAAGAGGUCGCAUUCAGACGAGCGCCCAUUCAAGUGCAACGAGUGCGACAAGGCCUUCAAGUGCAGGAUGGGUCUGCUGCAGCACCGAGUCGUCCACUCAGGAGAGAAACCCUAUGAGUGUCAGACCUGUGGCCUGAGCUUCGGCCUCAAGUACAACUUCCAGAGACACCUGCGUCUUCACAACGGAGAGAAACCCUUCAGGUGUGACAAGUGUGGGGAGUCCUUCUCAGGGACCUGGGCUCUGAAGACCCACAUGCUGGUUCAUGGUGUGGAGAAACCAUUCAUGUGUGACCUGUGUGGGAAGACGUUCUUCUACAACUGUCAGCUGCAGAAACACCAGCAGCUGGUCCACGGCAGUAAGGAGGGGGGGCAGGAGGAGGGGCAGGGCAGACCCAGGGCCUCCAGGGUGAAGCCCUUCAGCUGUAAAGUCUGUGUGAAGAGCUUCAGCAGCAGCACCUCGCUGAGGACGCACGAGAGGAUCCACGCCGACAACAAAGAGUUCACCUGCGACACCUGUGGGAAGUCCUUUCACCUGCGACACCUGUACCUGUACCACCUGAGGCAGCACAGCGGCGACCGGCCGUACACCUGUGGCAUCUGUCAGAAAGGUUUCCUGCUUUCAUCGCAGCUGAAGCAGCACCAGCUGCUGCACACCGGAGUGAAACCUCACCGCUGCCAACAGUGCGGGAAAGAGUUCAGGACGCCACAGAACUACCACCGCCACCGGUUGGUCCACACCGGAGAGAAACCCUACCAGUGCACCGUCUGCAGCAGGAAGUUCAGGCAGUCCAACCAGCUCAAGUCUCACAUGCAAAUCCACACGGGCGUGAAGCUGUAUGCCUGCGAGUGCUGCGGUCAGGGAUUCUCCGACUCCCGGCAGCUGAAGAAACAUCGCUGUGAAGAUGACGGGUCCACCGCCGAGUCCGGAGGCAAACACAAGAAACACAGAGACCAGUUCACCUGGACACAGGAGUUCACAAACCAGUGAUACCUGAGAGCUCUCACAGGGAUCAACACGGAUCUAUUAGGAUCAAUACAGGUCAAUAAUGCUGAAUUUAACUAAUGAUCAACUAAGCUCAGCUUCUGUUUGUUUCUGACUGAGAUGUUCAGGUUGAUCUCAGUCUCAGGUCUGAGUUCAGGAUAGAGGCAGCGGUUAGCUUAGCUUAGCAUAAAGACUGGGAACAGUUAGCUUAGCAUAAGAAGUGUAAACUGAGUGACAUGUUUGGUCAGAUUGUUCUGUGAUUUGACUGGAACUCCCUGUUGGAUCUGUUUGUUGUGUAUCCAUCCACCCAGUGUUAGAGUGGUCGGAUAUCCAACACAGAUGUGUUGGAUAUCCAACAGAAAUAAUCCUGAAAUGAUGAACUGUUCAUUUAAAUGAUUCAUUAUUUUGAAUAAAAUAUUUAAUAGUAAUAAAAUGUGUUAAUAAAGAAUCUGGUCACAGAAGCUGAAUUUAAAAAGUUUUUUAUCACAUUAAAGGUUGAAGGACAGGUACAGUUCUUCACCACCUGAUCACCACACCUGUACUGUUGUUUUUCUCUGUUGUUCUGAUGUUUAUUUCAUCCAGAAAAUGUAAAAGAAGUUAAAUUAAACAAAAAUCUAUAAUCUAUCAAA
Molecule: messenger RNA, 3681 nt
Organism: Lates calcarifer (barramundi perch)
Lineage: Eukaryota; Metazoa; Chordata; Actinopteri; Centropomidae
Product: zinc finger protein 345
Exons: 6
Coding region: 731-3058 (775 amino acids)
Biological process (GO): regulation of transcription by RNA polymerase II
Cellular component (GO): nucleus
Molecular function (GO): DNA-binding transcription activator activity, RNA polymerase II-specific; RNA polymerase II cis-regulatory region sequence-specific DNA binding
Source: RefSeq, a predicted model, not a curated record